Molecule: messenger RNA, 3804 nt
Organism: Spodoptera exigua (beet armyworm)
Lineage: Eukaryota; Metazoa; Arthropoda; Insecta; Lepidoptera; Noctuidae
Source: the annotation of a GenBank genome assembly
GCUAUUUCUAAAUCUCGCUCACGGUUGUCUCUACGGCUGGUUCUUGUACAAAAAUUGUAUUGACUAUUUUUCUAGAACGAAAUCUAAUUUGAUUUUGUUUAAUAUUCACGUGUAUGAGUAUUUAUAACUAUCAGUUCAGUGUGUCAGUAGUACUUAAUUGGUGGAAAUUGUGCGUGCGUAUUUGUGAUAUGACGACGUUAUUUUUAUUACAAUAAAAAUCAUGAAUAUCUUCUUGAAUUUUGCGUCGAUUCUCCUGUAUUUGGUGGCACAAUGUCAGGGGUCUGGAACAGAUAUCGCGCUGGACGCGAAAGCCACACUUCUACAUCGAAUAGACAGUUUAAAUCUUUUAAUAUAUACUUGUCUGUUAACGCUAACUGUUCUCACAAUUUGGGUAUUUAAACAUCGUCGUGUGAGCUGGCUUCACGAAACAGGACUUGCUGUAAUAUAUGGCCUAAUUGUAGGAGCAAUAAUUCGCUAUGCAGCUAGUACAAAUCAAGUUACCUACAUCAAUGUGCACCCUGCACCAGACACAAAGUACAAUCUAUCUGUCCCACCAGACAUGUUACGCCUGCAUUUCCCUGAUAAGAUGCAGGUGUCUUCAGGAGAUGCACCAGUACCAAACAAGACUUAUGCCUAUAGCUUUAGAGGAGAAAUAGUAAAUGUGGAACAAAAUGAGAUAGACCUUAAGGCAACAUUUGAUCCUGAGAUAUUUUUUAAUAUAAUUUUACCUCCUAUUAUAUUCCAUGCUGGAUAUUGUCUUAAAAGGAAAUAUUUCUUCCGUAAUUUGGGAGCGAUAUUAACGUUCGCAAUGGUUGGCACGGCGCUGUCGGCGCUAGUGAUUGGGUCUCUAAUGUACGGCUGCGUGCAACUGAUGCCGGCGUCCCUCGCAUCCAGCUUUACCUUCCUAGACACCUUAUACUUUGGUGCAUUGAUCUCACCCACCGAUCCGCUGACUGUUCUUGCCAUUUUCUCGCAACUUAAGGUGGAUGUUAAUCUGUAUGCAAUGAUAUUCGGGGAAAGUGUUCUCAAUGAUGCAGUGGCUCUUGUACUUAGCGGAGCCAUACAAAACUAUGAGUUGAGGUAUUCAAACGAUGGUGGAUUCGAGAUCACUGCGUUCCUGGGAGCGAUCGGGGACUUUAUUGGAAUCUUCAGCCUAUCGCUGCUUGUUGGAGCUCUCAUGGGAUGCUUGACGGCAUUGAUGACAAAGUUCACCCACGUGCGGGAAUGGCCACUACUGGAGUCGGCGCUUUUCGUCCUCAUGUCCUACGCUGCAUUCCUUAUUGCUGAAGUCUGCGAGUUAACAGGUGUUGUGGCGGUACUAUUCUGUGGUAUCUGCCAAGCUCACUACACCUACAACAAUCUGUCAUCGGAUUCCCGCAACCGCACCAAGCAACUGUUCGAGUUACUCAACUUCUUGGCUGAAAACUUCAUCUUCACUUACAUCGGCGUGUCCAUGUUCACCUUCCCUAAACACCACUUCGACCCGUGGUUCAUCAUCGCCGGAUUUGUAACUUCAGUUCUAGGUCGCGCCGUCAACAUCUAUCCACUAUCGUUCCUACUCAAUCUUGGACGAAAACCACCGAUACCGAUGAAUUUCCAACACAUGCUAUUCUUCUCUGGUUUACGAGGAGCGAUGUCUUUCGCGUUAGCUAUACGGAACACUGUGUCGGAAGCUCGGCAAGCUAUGUUGACGACUACUUCUUUGAUUGUCAUAGCCACAGUAGUACUACAGGGCGGAGCCGCCACACAUGCACUCGCAUAUCUACGUAUACCUACAGGAGAAUCUGGCAGCGACGAAAAUGACGCUCUACCCUACCGAGAUGUGAGAAGCAGAGGCCGCAUGGUAGUUAAGUGGGCUAACGGAGCGAAGGAGGUGAUUAUGCCUUGGGAACUAAACGGUAUCGAAGAUACACCUCGAGAUCGCGGUGAAGGCUCUACUGGACAGAAAGCUCGCCUCGCUCGACUGUGGGGUGCAGUUGACUCAAAACUCCUGAAGCCAUUACUUACUCACGCUCGGCCGCCACUCACCGAGACUUUACCAGCAUUCAUGAGACCUUUGGCUAGAGUUCUCACUACCACUCAUCAGUAUACGCAAGGGGAUAAUUCACUGCGUAGAACCGACUCUGACUCCGACCUCUGCAUCGACGAACAACAUCCCGUCCCAACGAGUAUUGACCCACAGCUAUCGAUUAACGUUCGGAAUGGAUAUGGGCAUGUUUGAGCUUUGUAGCGUUAGUGAUCCACGGCUGUGAUAUAUAAUUUGCUCUAAUAGCAUAUAGUAAAAUUUAUAAUUAAUAGAAAAUUCCUUUUUAAUUAUUGCACGCAGCAAUUAUGGCCAGGACUAGUGGACACGAGGAUUUCUGUGGAAGGUAUUACUGGUAGUAACAUCUAAAUUUGUAUUGAAUACUAUUAUAAAUUGAGUGCCACAAAUUUUAUAUAAUUAUAAUGACUUUACUGCGCAAAAUGAGAUUUUAACUGUUUAUAAAUUACACUUUCGACACGCGUAGUCAUGUUAUCUAUUUGCCACCUUAUGUUCAAUGGAGUCUUUGCCUUAUCUGAAGACUAUAAACAGUUAAAAUGUUAGUAAGUUGGUGUUGUUAUGGCCAGUGUGUGCUUAAAUCGUAAUGUCUACACGAAAUCACUAUCUGGAUUUAUAAUGAAUUUGUAUUUUAAUGUGAUAAUGAUGAGAAGUGAGCGUGAGAUCUGAUCAUACACUAUUAAGAAUUCAUGGCUGCAAUGCAAAUAAUUAUAAAGUUGUAGGCUCGGGAGUCGUGUACUAAGCACUCCCGAUUUAGGUAAUGCAGUUAAUUUUAAUUGUAGUUAUACAUUAUUUCUUUCUUAAUAGACAAAAAUCUCGUUUUGGACUUUCCUCCGCGUGGUAUUAGCACGUCCUAAUGUAGCAAUAGCAUUAUUUCAUUUCACCAAAAUGUACACCAACCUUUUAAGAAAAAUAACGUUAGCGUGAUUGCAAUAGUUGCCUUUUUACGAACUCUUCUCUUAAAACCAUUUUCAUGUUAAACGAUCUAGUCUACUAUUAUGUACCUACUUACUGAUUAUUAUUAAACGAAUAUCGUGCUUGUUUAAGGACAUUUGAUUGCGAUCUUUUUGUUGACCAUCAAAUGGAAGAUUUAUUUUAUGUUGCUGGGAAAGGGUAGUUAGUAUUUAAUCAUGCGAGUUUCAAUUGACUUGUUAUUUUACGUAUGCGUCCAUGAUUAUAAUGUUAUAAUGAAAUUAUUACUCAUAAAGUGGUUUUAAAAACCUUAUCCUUAUUUUCUAAUAUUAGAUUUGUAAAAUGAACUAAAAAAAUUUCAGUUGCCAACUUACAAAAAAAAAACAUAUGUCUGCAUCAAGUUAAUUUCAUAAGCUAUUUUACCCUUGUAUUAUUGCAAAUGAUACUAUUAGUAGUAUGUAUUCAUAAAGUAUUUUCGCGACGCAUGAAUACCUCAUUAUUUCAGUACUUUUAGUAACAAAAAUUAAGGGUAUGGAACUCUUUUGUAUGUAACUGUACAUUCUUCAAAUUGAGCAUUUCAUAUUUAUAAAAAUAUAUUUUUUCAAUAACAUCUUUCAAACUGCUUGUAAUGUCUCAUAUCAUAUGUAUUACCUACAUAGACAUAGUAUUUUACUAAUAAAUAAUUUGAUCUCAAGCUGUCAAGAUUAAAAUGGCUAGAAAAUAGAAUUUUCCAUAAAUUUUUAUACCCACUGAAUAUUACAAAUGUCCUCAUCAGUUGUGUUUGUGUAAAGUUAAUCUGCUUGGUUUUAAAAACUUGGCAAAUUGAAUUUCUUUAUGUGUAUUAAAACUCUGAA